AUGAAGUCAAGCGCAAACAUUGACGGUAGAAGAAUAGUUCCCUUUGCGAUACACUCGACUACAAAUGAUAGCUUUCACGAUGUGCAUCCCAUCUUGAAUCCUGCCAACUCUGAAGCUCUCGGAUCACUGCCGUUACUCUCGCAUCAAGGGCAACAUAUACGAAACGAAGAGAAGGCUGGCAAAGGUGUACUAGAUAUAAAGAAGCGCCUCAAUUGCGAGCGAGCGAAUUGUGGAUCGCGUACAAAGACUACCGGAAAGCCCUGCAAAGUCUUGCUCAAAGAAGAUAAGAUUGCGGCUGCGGACGCAGUGAUCGAAUCGCUCAGACCUCUCACCCAGUCAUCCCCCAAUCUUGAGGAUCAACUUUUUGAGCUGGCGAACAUCGUACAUUGUCAUCAACAUGCCAGCAAAGUGCUUAAGCAACAGCGCGUUAAUGAUUGGUUCAUGACAUUCCCUACCGGAGACGAUAAAACCAUACCUGUCAUGUCCGUCGCGAAGAAGAUCGAGAAUAUCCUUUGGGAUAAAGUGUCAAACUGUUGCAUUGGAAAGAACAAGAAGGGCAAUCGCUGUCAGAGGAAGAUUGGUGGCCAAAAAGUCCAGAAUUAUCAGAGGACUAUAAAGGAGAUCGUCAAGCCAGACACGUAUUUGGACGACAGUGAACUUGAUUACUUCCUCCAGGUUCUUCAACAUAACACUUUUUGCUUCUACCACGUUUCUGAUCAGGGUGCCAAACAGGUAAAGGAAUGGAAGGACACUAUCACAAAUAUUCGGAGAAAGAGUGGUAUCCCAGCAGCAGACUCGAAUAUCUCCCAAUCGGGUAAAGGAGAUAGUCAACAAGCGAGCACACCAAACGUUCAUAUGGAUACAUCGAGUUCAAAUAUACUACGACGUCGGUCGAAAUCUUUGUCCCCAGCUCAAUUUUGGCCGGAAGAGCACGACAACACUCCUUUGAAAAUUGUCACCAAGCCCAUUGAUACGGCCGACACGAUCCCAUAUCUUCUGCCGGAGACAGAUCAAACGAAAGGCUUUGUGUAUGCAUACGAGGUCGAGAGUAACAAAGGCCUCGUCAAGAUAGGGUACACAAGCAAAACGGUCGGGGAGCGUCUUAGUGAAUGGACCUUUGAUUGCAAUAGGGUUGUGCUGCCUAUAUAUCCUAUCGAUUCCCGGGCUGCGGUGGCCGUUCCAAAUGCACCUUUCGUAGAGGCACUAUGUCAUGCCGAGUUAAGGCAACGCAAUGUCUGGAUUAACUGCGAUGCUUGCCUGAAACGACAUGUGGAAUGGUUUCGGGUCUCACCCACAGAGGCCAUUGCGCUAAUACGAAAAUGGUCAAAUUGGGCGUGGAUGCAACCACUACCGUACCAUCCGAGCUUGGACCUGGCUUUAGAUGCAUGCGCUGAGGCCAAGAUGGAAGAUAAUAAUGCAUUUGAUGCAAAGUGGCCAGUGGAAGAGAUACAAGUACAACUUCAGGCCGUAUAG
Aspergillus nidulans FGSC A4 is the source of this 1473-nucleotide messenger RNA. RefSeq names its product GIY-YIG nuclease family protein. NCBI's taxonomy places the organism in Eukaryota, Fungi, Ascomycota, Eurotiomycetes, Eurotiales, Aspergillaceae. The coding region runs from base 1 to 1473 and encodes 490 amino acids. The record is from RefSeq and is a predicted model, not a curated record. The transcript has a single exon.